This is a messenger RNA of Hippocampus comes (tiger tail seahorse), 2589 nucleotides long. RefSeq names its product A disintegrin and metalloproteinase with thrombospondin motifs 3-like. Gene Ontology annotation, molecular function: metalloendopeptidase activity. The record is from RefSeq and is a predicted model, not a curated record. Gene Ontology annotation, biological process: proteolysis; extracellular matrix organization. NCBI's taxonomy places the organism in Eukaryota, Metazoa, Chordata, Actinopteri, Syngnathiformes, Syngnathidae. Gene Ontology annotation, cellular component: extracellular matrix.
GGUGUCCGUGGAUCCGGAGCGCGCUCGGCAGGCGGCGUCUCCGCGCGCGGACCCAAAGCCACUUUUCUUUGCUGUCUUUCAGUUCCGCACGUUCGACCCGUGUAAGCAGCUGUGGUGCAGUCACCCCGACAACCCUUACUUCUGCAAGACCAAGAAGGGCCCGCCCCUCGACGGGACCGAAUGCGCGCCCGGCAAAUGGUGCUACAAGGGUCACUGCAUGUGGAAGAACCCCAGUCAGGUGAAGCAAGACGGCGCCUGGGGCUCCUGGAGUAAACACGGCUCCUGCUCGCGCUCCUGCGGCACCGGCGUUCGCCUGCGCACGCGCCACUGCAACCACCCCGCUCCCAUCAACGGCGGCCAGGAUUGCCCGGGCGUCAACUUCGAGUAUCAGCUUUGCAACACGGCCGACUGCCCCAAGCACUUUGAGGACUUCCGAGCGCAACAGUGUCACCUGCGCAACCCCCACUUUGAGUUCCAAAGCGCCAAGCACCACUGGCUGCCCUACGAGCAUCCGGACGCCAACAGGAGGUGCCACCUGCACUGCCGGUCCAAGGAAACGGGCGACGUGGCGUACAUGAAGCAGCUGGUGCACGACGGCACGCCCUGCUCGUACAAGGACGCCUACAGCGUCUGCGUUCGGGGCGAGUGCGCGAAAGUGGGCUGCGACCGAGAAAUGGGCUCCAGCAAAGCGGAGGACAAGUGCGGCGUCUGCGGAGGCGACAACUCCCACUGCCGCACCGUCAAAGGAAGCUUCACCCGGACCCCCAAGAAGGCCGGCUCCCUUAAGAUGUUUCUCAUUCCUCCCGGAGCGAGACAUGUCCUCGUCCAAGAACAUGAGGCCUCCCCUCAAAUUCUUGCGAUCAAGAACCAGGCGACGGGCCACUACAUCCUCAACGGCAAAGGAGAGGAGGUCAAGUCCAGGAGCUUCAUCGAUUUGGGCGUGGAGUGGCACUACAGCAUCGAGGAAGACGUGGAAACGCUGCACACCGACGGACCGCUGCGCGACCCCGUGGUGGUUCUGAUCAUCCCCAAGGACAACGAAACGCGCUCCACUCUGACCUACAAGUACGUCAUCCACGAAGACUCGGUGCCCGUCAACGACAACGACGUCAUCCGGGAGGACGCGUACGAGUGGGCGCUCAAGAGUUGGUCCCCUUGCUCCAAGCCCUGCGCCGGAGGCCACCAGUACACCAGGUACGGCUGUCGGAAGAAAGGGGACACCAAGAUGGUCCACAGGGGCUACUGUGACGUCGGCAAGAAGCCCAAGCCCAUACGCCGCAUGUGCAACCUGCAGGACUGCGCGCAAGCCCGGUGGGUGUCGGAGGAGUGGGAGCACUGCACGCGCUCCUGCGGCAGCCUGGGCUUCCAGGUGCGCACGGUGCGCUGCGUCCCCGCCGCGCAUUACUGCGGCGGCGAGCGGCCCGACGCCCGCCGGCCCUGCAACCGCCUGGCCUGCCCCUCGCACUGGAGGACGGGGGCCUGGUCCGAGUGCUCCGUCAGCUGCGGCGAGGGGACGGAGAGGCGACUGGUCAGCUGCCGAACGGGAGAGCAGUGCGGCGGGGACAAGCCGGAGAACGUGCGCGUGUGCCGGCCCGGACCGUGCCACGACGAGCCCUGCCACGGAGACAAGUCCAUCUUCUGCCAAAUGGAGGUCCUGGCUCGCUACUGCUCCAUCCCCGGCUACAACAAACUCUGCUGCGAGUCGUGCGGCGCACGCGGCGGCGGCGGCGCUCUUAUCUCUCAGCCCGAGGACCACGUACGCUUCGGUUCCGCCUCCCAGUUGUUGGAGACGCUGACGGCCAACGCCACGCGUCAACAACGGCCAAACGCCGGCGAGCCAAACGGCGGGAAACUGCCAAAAAACGGCGGCAAGCCUCAGCGGAACGGAGAGAAGCGACAACAAGACGCCGCUCGAUCGAGACCGGUCAGCAAAACGACACCGGCGCCCCGCAGGAACCCGAGGGACGCCGCUGCGGUCGGGAAACGGCGGUCGGGACGCGGCGGCUUCACCGACGGCCGGUGGCCCGCCGCCUCCUCGGAAGUAGAGAGAUGAGAGCGGCGCCUUCUCUCAACGGGACUACGCAGGCACAGCGGCCUGUUCCUUCCGCGUCUUCUCACGCCGACGACGACGACAACAACAACAACAACGUUUUCAUCAAAGACACAAACAAAGAGGUGCUGGUUCACUUUACCUCGAGUUACGGAGCUGUCGCAAGUAGGAAGCCGAGCAGUUAUUUCAAGAAGGGCGCGAGGAUUUCAAGGGAUCUUUUUUUUUUUUUGUAUUUGUCCCAAAUGGAAAUGUUCCGACGACACCAAACAAAACCAAAAAAAAAAAAAAAAAAAACCUUCCGGAUGUGAAACAGAACAUACAGAAUUGUCGCCUCUUAUCAACGAACAAAUCAAAGACCCUGGAAGACAAAUCAGUCUUCGACAUCAACUCAUCAAGCAACUUGUGUGUUAGCUUUAAAUAACAAUAAAUAGCAAAGGCUCUUGACUGGAAAUGAAACGUUAAUUUUGGCAUCGAUGAACUUCACGUGUUGGUUGAAAAUCAAAGACAUUUUAGUCUUUGGCCAAACUCGAGCGCUUCCC